UUCUGAGAUAUUGUACACAUGAUGGGUAUCUUCGUAGCUCAAGUUAAAUGUGUUUAUACUGUUUUUCUUUUAAGAUAUAGCUUAUACAGAAUUAUUGUAAAAUGAAAAAAAAUAUAUGUUGAAAAAACGUAGGGUUGUAUUCUUCUAAGACUAAGAGUAUAACUAUUUUUCAUAUGAAUGAACAUAUAAAGAUGGCAGCGUCCAAUAGGCGAGUCCUUUCUGAACGGACUUGAUUCAGUUUGAAUUAUAUGGAUAUAUUAAAAUUUAAAGAACAGAAUUAAUCUUAUACGUGAACUCACUACGUUCGCCGCUUUCAGUUUAAACGCUAGGAAUUGACAUGCUGUGAGUUAUGGUGUUAGAAUUAGGUGUAAACUGUAAAGCUUUUGAACUUAAACGAUCAAACUCAAACAAAGUGGCAAUGACACUGUCACACUCACGCUUGGUCACGGUGUAACUGUAAGUGUUACUAAAUAAAAGUUUGGAAACGGCUUGACUGGAUGAUGAAAACUUUAUUAUAAUAUAAAUCUACGAUGUUUCGACAAGAUUAUGUCAUCCUCAGGUACUGACAGUGACAUUGUUACUGCUACUAUGUGAUUGUCAUGGUAACCGGACAAUUAGACACUUAAAAAAAAAAAAUGAGGAAGUAAUUCAUUUAGACACCUAAUAAUUUUAGAGGAGGGUGUUAAAACUUCGCAACAUACUUAAUAGAAGAACUUGCUGAUUUGCAACAUAUUUUUCCAGUUGUAUGGUGUCUAGUUGGCCAGUUACUAUGCUGGUAGUAACAUAAACCUAGAUCUAUGUAGCUAUUGUAGGUCAAAUAAUUGAGUAGAUUUAAAAUUUUAAUAAAAUAGGCCUAGAUCUAUACAGUUCGUAUAAUGGAGUAAAUCAACUCGUACCAGUUUAAUUUACUCCAUUAUAUGAACUGUAUAUAUCUAGGCCUAUUUUAUUAAAAUUGUAAAUCUACUCCAUCAUUUAACCUACGUAGAUCGAGGUUUAUUAGUAGUAGGCCUAGGUCAGGGGUCGGCAACCCUUCAAAGAAAAAAGAACCAUUUUUUUGCUUUUGUCUAAGACCAAAACAUUUCAAGAACCACAAUAUACCCUAAUGGAUUUACAACACUAAAAUCAGGAGUUGGUGGACACAGCAGAUAGCCCGAGAGCUGCACAAAUAUCCUUAAUCAGCCGCAGGUUGCUGACCCCUGGUCUAGAUAUAUACAUAUACAAGUCAUAUAAUGGAGAAAAUUAUUUUAAUUAUUGUUUUAUUUUAUAAUAAACAAGUUGUGUCUGCAUGUCCUACUUCAUCAUUUUUUGAGGUGUAUAGUUAUCCAAUAUCUAAUUGUCCAGUUUAUAGUUAUCCUGGAUUUGAUUGUCAUAUUCCAACUGGCCUGGAAAGCUAUGGUGUUGGGAGAAGGGCCUUAUUGGUACUAGAUUUUGUAGAUGUAUAGUACAGUGGAAGCUCAAUUAAUGGGCACCUUACUAUUAAGGGCACACCUUUUCAGUCACUUUCUUUAUUCUACUAUUCGUAACCAAAAUAAAUCUUGCAAUAACAGGCACUGCAAUAUUCUGGAUUAAGGGCAGUGUCUUUAGUCUCAUUCUCUAUAUAGGCACUAGAUAAAGUGAGCAGUUAUUUUUGUAUGGUAUAUCGCUAAAUUCCAAACAUCCCAGAAGGAUGACCAGUAUUCAAACACUUGCAAUGUUUAUUGGUUCUGCUCUGAACCAUAUACUAUAAUAAAUGUUUUCACAGAUUCAAAGUGCAAUCUUAUUACUCUGGGGAAUUCUUGUUGUAAACACUGUAGGAUACAUAAACUGAUAAAUUCUACAUUGUGUUCUUGAAGCAGAAGUCGAGUCGGAUUAUUUCUGUCCUCAUGCUUUGUUGCUCCCAAUAGUAUCGUAUUGCAGUGUCAUGUAAACAGUCUAAUGACACAGUCGGUGAUUUGUUGCUUUAUUUUCAGUGGAUUUGUACUUCAGUCAUUGAUAGUAAAAUAAACACAGAAAAUAAAUGUGAAGUGUUUAGCAGUUCAAACUCGGAAGAGACAUACUUUGAAACUUUUUUUGAUCAAUAAUACAGAAAAAGGGCACAGCUAAUCCAACCCCAGAGAUCUCCAGUUGACAACAAUCCAUGUUAUGGCAACAUGCAACUCAUGAACACCCAUGUCCUGCAUACACCAAACAAAAUGGAGGUCUUAAAAUUCAUAGAUUUAGUACGGUUGAUAUGGAGUCCAGCUUUGUGCGACCUUACUAUAUAGUGUAUUUGAAGGCAGUUGGAAGGGUGCCCUUAAUGUCAAGGUUCUACUGCAGUUGAUAUAUAAUUACAAAUUUGUAUUUCACUUUCAGUGUAAACCAAGACCUUAUUAACACUCUUAUUUUAAGCAUACAACAUUAGUGUUAGGAUUUUUGUUUACAUACAUAACAUAUAGACAACAUGGGACCAUUUGGUAUCCAUAAAGGUUGUGCUUGUGUGCUCAAUCUGUGGAAAAGUAAAAUUAAACAUUUCCACCUACCUUUUAUUUUUUAUUAAUUUAUCAAUCUCCCUAUUAAAUAUACUCUUGCAAUAUGACAGCCUUGAAUACCACCAAUGGCAACUCAUUUCAUAAAUUAAUCACCCUGCUCCAAAAUUUAAACUUUUGUCCUCUUAUACUAGGAAAUAGCACACAGAAAUCAAUUUCCUUUGACCUAUCAGUCCUUUGGAUAAUUUUGUACACUUAAAUAAGAAUACCUCUUACCACUUUUCUCUCAAAAUAAAAUAUUUUUAGCUAUUCUUAAGAUAACACAUUUUUGGAUCAGCCAAGAAAAUUACAGCAGUAGUUUGGAUAAAGAUAAUUAGGUUUUAACGUAGUUGAGUAAGAGGAUGCAAAAGAUUGUUAUUAAUGGAGUCCAUUCAACCUGGACUCUUGUAAUUAGUGGAGUACCUUAAAGGUCAGAGCUUGGACCUUUGAUUUUUUAUUAUUCUCUUUAAUGAUAUUUAUAAAGGCAUAAUUAGUAAAGUUUGCUGAUGACAUUAAACUAUUGAGUAUUUCUAGUUAAGUAUGAUGAGAUACUACAGAAUGACUUGGAUAAAUUAGCAAGUUAGAAACAACCUUAUAUUACAGCAAUUGUAAUGUAUUUGGAUAAUCCUAAUUUUGAGCUCAGUUUUAAAAUAGAUGAGAACCCACUUAAUACCAUGACAUAUGAAAAUGAGUGAUGUUGUUGUGGAUAAAUCAGUCAAGACCUCAAGAUAGAGCUUUGUUGCUAGUCAUAAAGCUAAUGGUAUUAAUAAGGUUAUAUAUAUAUAGACAUACUGAUUAUUAGUCAAAAGGGAUAAUUACCUGUAUGGGCAUCACUAGUUAUUCCUUACUUGGAAUGCUGUUUAUUAUUCUGGUCUCUUUAGCUAAGCAAGGAUAAUUAUUUAGUGGCAAGUGUUCAGAGAAGGGGUACUAGGGUGCUUAUUGAAGUUCACUGUAUUAUUUGGGGGGGAAUCAGUAGGAUAAAGACAUCUGAUUUCUUUGUGGUAUAUUUUAAGGACAACAGAAUGAGAGGACAUAAGUUUAAGAUUUAGAAAAACAGGAAAUAAUCCAGUUAAGAUGGUUUUAAUUGAUUGUUGCUGUCUGCAGUUACUUAAUGUAGGAUGGCACAAGAGUUUAAGAGGGGAAUUGAUGAGUUCAUGAAAAAUAUAGGGUGGGUUUGAAUUUUUCUAUUUUCUCUAGGAUGAGGGUGGAAGGAUAGACUUGAAGGACCAAAUGGUCCUUUGUUGUUCAUGUAUUAUUAAUGAAAGUGAAAGUAAAGAAGAAUGUACAAGUUUAUAAUAAUAUGGUAACCACUCUAUAAUGCCAACAACUUUUUGUCUAAUACCUUGGGUCAUCAGGCUGUCUUGGAUACAACAGACACUUGAAUAAGGAAGGACAUUGACUUGUUGGAAAUGGUUAAGAGGAGGACUACUAGGAUAAUACCUGACAUAAAAAGGUUGUCAUAUGAGGACAAGUUAAGAUCUCUGAAAUUUUCUCUUGAAAAAAGAAGAAAGAGGAACUGAUUGAGGCUAACUGCAGGGUUCAGAUAAACAUGAAGAGGUUGACAUUGAUGUAACUAUGGAAGUACUAGAGAUAAAAGUUGAACCAUUGUUUGAUGAGGAACAGAGUGCUUUGGUGAAUAUCAAGCAGCUGAAAAAUGAAGAAGAAACUUUUACAUCAACCACUACAGCUGGAGAAGCUGUUUCUUUAGAAGAAGGAUCUUCACAUUUCAUUGUUGGGAAAGAGCAAGAGAAUAAUCCUGAUCAAGUGUUGGGAGAGAAUGAGAACAUAUUUGUCAGAGUGAAAACUGAACAGCCUGAUGACUUACAACAAGAUGACAUUACUUCCCAAUUCAGUGAGAGUGAUGAUGACAAUGUUCUAGACAUUGCAAAACAUGAUAUUACAAGUGUGACGAACGAAAAUGAAUUUCAAAAAGAAUUACAACAUACUGAUUCUAUGUUAGAAGGUACAUCAGUUGCUGAAAUGGAUGUUGAAAGUGACAUUGAUUGGGAUGAAAUUGAAAACAACUUUUCUGGAAGUGAAACUACUGUCUCAGAACAGAGUAGUUUAGACAGUGACAAUAAUGAUGCUGACUUAUUACAAUCUCGGGUAUGGUGCAAAGUAGACACUACCAGACAACUUUCCCCUUCUCCAUCUAGGUUCCAAUUUUGUGGUGCUUCUUCACUGAAUAUCAAUAUUGACCCUAAUGGAGACAUUUUGCAGUUUUUCAAUAUUUUUUUUGAUGAUGUAUUAGUAGAUAUGAUAACAACAGAAACAAACCGUUAUGCAGCUCAGUGUCUCCAAGCACACCAAAGUAAGUUUUGUCAAUCUCACUGCAGUCAGUGGCAUCACACAACAAGUAAUGAGAUGCGCACAUUUCUUGCCAUCAUAAUUUUACAGGGUAUUGUGUGUAAACCUGAACAGCAACUUUUUUGGUCCAAGAAUCCUCUUAUUACCACACCUUUUUUCCCCAAAAUUAUGUCUUACCGAAGGUUUGUAAUGUUGAAACAAUAUCUUCAUUUCUCUGACAGUGGUACUUAUGAUCCAGAAAAUCACCCCAGUCCAAAGCUAAAUAAGAUAUGGCCAGUUUUUGAGUAUCUAAAUGAGAAAUUCAAGAAAGUGUAUACACCAGACAGAGAUAUUACCAUUAACGACAGUCUCAUGCUGUUCAAAGAACGACUUGGUUGGAUGCAGUACAUUCUUCUAGAAAGGAUCAGGUUUGGUUUCAAGACAUUUAUGCUUUGUGAAUCAAAGUCAGGAUACAUCUGGUCAAGUUUAAUUUACACAGGAAAAGCGGCAGUUGUUGAUGAAGAUUAUAAAGAGCUUCCUAUAUCUUCACAGAUUGUGAUGUCAUUAUUGAAACCUUUACUGAACAAGGGCUACUGCCUAACAACAGACAGUUUUUACACUUGCCCACAACUAGCAGACAUACUUAUUUCUCACACCACUGACACAUAUGGGACAGUAAAACUUGUAAGAAAAGAAAUGCCUCCAAACUUGAAGAUGAAAAAAUUGAAAAAAGGAGAAAUCAUGGCAUAUCAGCGUGGAAAGGUCACUGUCAUGCACUGGAAGGAUAAAAAAGAUGUAAUCCUGCUUUCAACUGUUCAUAAUGCUGAAAUGGUUGAUGUUGAGAAAAGAGGAGAACUGAAGAAGCCAAAAGUAGUCAUUGAUUACAAUGACUCUAUGGGUGUCGUCGACAAAGUUGAUCAACAUUUAUCUCACUAUUCCAUCCCAAGAAUGCAGGGAAAGAAGUAUUACAAAAAAGUAUUCUUCCACCUUUUAGAACAAGCAUUUUGGAAUUCAUAUGUUUUGUAUUCAAAAACAGGAGGCCAAAGGAAACACUUGGAAUACAGAAUCGUGGUGAUUGAAAAGAUGAUAGAAAAAUACCAUUUACCCCAAUUCUCUUCAAAAGGUGUGCGUCCAGGGACAACCCCAAAUCCACUUCGCCUGACAGAACGCCACUUCCCUGACAUUAUACCAGCCACAGAAAAGAAGACUAACCCAACAAGACAGUGUGCAGUAUGUAGUACUCAGAGGGAUUCCAAAGGAAAGAGAGUUAGACGAGAAAGUAGAUACUACUGUCCAGAUUGUGAUGUCGGACUUUGUGUUGCACCUUGUUUCAGAGUGUACCAUACAAAGGCAGAUUUUUAGAAAGGGGCAUCUUACUUACUAACAAUUAAUAUCCAACUUACAUGGCCAAAUGUUGUGACAAGCCAUUUCCAGGUUAUUGUACUUCAAC
Messenger RNA from Limulus polyphemus (Atlantic horseshoe crab), 6219 nucleotides. RefSeq names its product piggyBac transposable element-derived protein 4-like. The transcript has 7 exons. Lineage: Eukaryota; Metazoa; Arthropoda; Merostomata; Xiphosura; Limulidae. The record is from RefSeq and is a predicted model, not a curated record. The coding region runs from base 4059 to 6131 and encodes 690 amino acids.